UUGUAAGAACUGGGGAAAACGUUUCAUAGCUAGCUAGAUCCUUGUUGUCCAGAAAAUUCAAGUAUUUUGGAGCGGAUUAUCAUGUGUGUUUUCGGGUAAGGAUAUACUUGGCUGCGUUUGAUGCAUAAAUUGGGCAAUUAUCAUAAUAAAUUUAAAAAAUUGAUGAAUUGACAUAGGUUAAAAAAAUUCAAGUAUUUAGUAAAUGUUAUUUUUUUUAAUGCGACAAGAUAGUUGUCAUGUUUUAGAAUAGUAAUAUUUAGUAAAUGUCGUGUUUUUGAAGCGUGAAAUGAUUAAACUGUAUCAUUUCUGGCUUAACCAGUUGACCUAGUUUAUAAUGGUUAAUGAAAUUAAUCGAUUAAUUUUAAAAAUAAUAAGAAAAAUCUCAAAACUAUCAAAAUUAAAAGGCUCGGCGAGAUUUUUUAUAUCUAAAGAUCUGAUAGCCUACGUCGUUCUCUGAACUACCAAUCGAAUCAAAAGUUAUGGUUUUUUUGACAUGUUAUUCUAGUCUGGCAUGACUAGAUCUUCUCUCAAACCUAAAUAUGUUCUAUUGAUUUAUAAAUAUAUUUGCUAGGUUAUUCAUAAAAAAUUUUAGGAUAAGGACGUGUUUAUUUAGUUAAGACAUAUAUUUUCAAACCUAACUCAUAGGUGUUAUUUUGAUGAGAAAUCAUCUGCUAUUUUAUUUAUAAUGUUAUUGAUGGUGAUACUGAUAAAACUCUGUUUAUGCAAUUAAGUUGUGUGGAAAAUAACAUGCAAGUUGCCAAUGCAGUAUUUGGUUUCAUGCAGAUUUGAGGUGUCGAUGACCAGUAUAGAUGGAGGACUCGUCCUCUUUUGGCUGAUUAUCUAAAAGCAAACUUACUAAUGACAACCAGGUUUUCCCGAUAAUGCAAGUCACCGGAGAGUUGCAUGAUGAUCACACCUUGCUGGGAUGCCCUCCGUGCUGCAUUGCCUGUCGGAACUGUCAGUGGGGCACCAAAGGUAAAGGCAAUGGAAUUGAUUGACCAAAUGGAGGUGUCGAGGCGUGGUCCUUACAGUGGAGGAUUAGGAGGGGUUUCCUUCACUGGUGAUAUGGACAUUGCACUGGCUCUUAGGACCAUGGUAUUCCCAACGGAAACUCAAUACAACACAAUGUACUCGUAUAAGGAUGCUCAGCUACGCCGUGAAUGGAUUGCUGGUGCUGGUAUAGUUGCAGACAGUGUACCCGAAGACGAGCACCGUGAGUGCCAGAACAAAGUUGCUGGGCUUGCUCGCGCCAUCGACUUGGCUGAGUUAACUUUUGUUAACAAGUCAUGAGGUUUAGCAACAGGUACAGAUAUAGAUUUCCAAUACCAGCUGACCUUUUGUAUGUAGCCAACCUGCUCUGGAAGCAAGCUAGAGUUGCUUGAGGAGAGGAAGAGAGAGUAAGAAAAGAAUGCUAGCCAAUUGUAUGUAAAACUUUUGCAAUAUAAUCAAUUUAUCCAUGCCAUGCACCCUAAAA
Molecule: messenger RNA, 1474 nt
Organism: Populus trichocarpa (black cottonwood)
Lineage: Eukaryota; Viridiplantae; Streptophyta; Magnoliopsida; Malpighiales; Salicaceae
Product: anthranilate synthase alpha subunit 1, chloroplastic
Exons: 2
Coding region: 904-1290 (128 amino acids)
Biological process (GO): L-tryptophan biosynthetic process
Source: RefSeq, a predicted model, not a curated record